Messenger RNA from Mercenaria mercenaria, 15493 nucleotides. Its product is annotated as neural-cadherin-like. The record is from RefSeq and is a predicted model, not a curated record. Gene Ontology annotation, biological process: homophilic cell-cell adhesion. Gene Ontology annotation, cellular component: plasma membrane; catenin complex. NCBI's taxonomy places the organism in Eukaryota, Metazoa, Mollusca, Bivalvia, Venerida, Veneridae. Gene Ontology annotation, molecular function: cadherin binding; calcium ion binding. The transcript is spliced from 37 exons. The coding region runs from base 177 to 9329 and encodes 3050 amino acids.
GCUUUCAGCAUUGGGAAGUGAGAGAGUGAUGUUAUGUUAUUUUCAGUGACAAGUGCAAGGAAUUUUUGGAGAAAAUGUGUGAUUUCGGUUGAAGAAUUUAAAAUUAAAUAAAAAAUGAUGCUCUUUCAUGAGUGCAAUGUUUCAGCAUUAGUUUGUGCAGUUAGCAGUUAACCGCAAUGUAUCUAUUUCAACAUCUGCAUAGGUCAGGGAAAUAUAAAAUGGAGACCAAUUUAUGGAUAUUUGUGUUUGGAAUACUGCAUUCCAUUCAGUCACUUUGUGAUGCCAAAAUAGUCAGGAGCUUUCAAGUUCCACAAAGUGCACCUGUUGGAUAUGAAAUAACAAAACUAACAAAAAUAGAAGCACCUCAUGUAAUUGAGUCAUGUUAUGGAGAUACACAAAAUUUUUUCAACGUGCAAGAAAAUGGUGCUGUAGUUACCAAAGAUAAACUCCACAGUUUAGUUGGUGAGUCGCAAGUGUUGGUUGUGAAGAACGGAAUAAAUGAUAACGUUUUGGAAUCAUUACAUAUCAGUAUAGUACAAUCAUCGCAAAAUCAUCUAGUCUUUCAACAACCCAAGUACAUUGGCACCAUCAAAGAGAAUGAGAAUGUAGGUCAACAUGUGAAAAUCAUCGGUCAUUUGAUAGUGCUAGGCUGUGAAAAUGUUACAUAUUCAUUGUUAAAUGGAAGUGAAAGUUUUAGUGUUCAAACUGUCUUCUAUGGAUCAACUCAUGAUAAUAUCAUUACCUCUCUAAAAUCAUUCAACAGAGAAUUUCAGGAUGUAUAUCUUGUUAGGCUUGAGGGAAAGUGUUCAAGUGGAAAGAGUGCUUCAACUUUUAUAGAGAUUCAUAUACUAGAUAAAAAUGAUGUUAUUCCAAAAUUCAAAUUGUCAGUUCAGUCUGUUCAAACAUCAUCUGACCAGUCAUGGGGUAAAAUCACAACAGUUAAAGCAUUUGAUGGGGACCAAAAUGAUCGCAUUACAUACACAUUGACAGGAAGUACAGAAUUCUAUGUUGACCAGGAAACGGGUGAUGUGUACUCCGAAAGUGAUUAUCUCUAUCCAGGAAGCUACAAUGUUAAUAUCUUUGCCACAGAUUCUGCAGAGCAUGUUAGUGAGCCAUUGUCACUUUGCAUCAAGGUUCAGAGUAAUACUCUCACAUUCAUGCCUAAACAUAGCAAUGGUCACCAUCUUACAAAAAGGGCAACUCUGACUAUAAAAAGGCAGUUUGAUAUAGUAGAAAACAGCACAAUAUCCUCCUCACUUUUUACAGUUGCCUCUGUCCAACCGCGACCACAAGCCGAGAGAUACAAGCAAAUAUCGGCAAGUGUUGAUAUAUUUGAUGAACCGGAUUACAAUGGUCAGGUGUAUCUGAAACCAGGAAGAAGUUUAGACUAUGAGGACAUGAAUCAUCGUCAGAUUGUUCUCAUAUAUAACAGAACUAAUCUGAACACACCUGAAGAUCACACAAUUGUUGAAGUUACGAUUCGUGUACAAGAUAAGAACGAUGAGAAACCGGUAUUUCGGAACAAACCUGUACCAUUCUUGGCAACGGUCUCCACGAACCCUGGUCUUGGCGAGAACGUGUACACCCUAUAUGCGUAUGAUCCUGACCAAAACUCUCGGCUCAAGUAUAACCUUGAAUCAGGAGGUGAAGGAAAGUUUAGAAUCAACACGGAGGAAGACCUAGAUACUGGGGACAUUGUUGGUAAAAUUGUCACAACUGUCAGUGGGCCGGGUCAGUUUUCAAAUGGAGUUGAGUUCACAUUGGUAGUGUCAGCCCAGGACAUGGCUGCUGGAUUGUCACCACCACAGAAAUCUGACUUCGCUAUUGUAAAGGUUCUAGUGGGUCUGAGACCACCACAGCUGUUUGAGAAUCCCUUCAAGGCUAAAGUUUAUGAAAAAAGUGGACCUGGAAGCAAAAUUUUAGACAUGGACAAUAACUUUUUGCGGAUUCAUUUGAAACUUUUUCAAGAUUCAGUCCAAAAUAAAACAACAUUCAACUUGACAGAGGCUAGCGGCAGGUUGUCAGGAUUGUUCAGCAUUACAAGUGCAGGUUACGUCGAGACGCUACAGGACCUCGACUAUGAGGAGCUUCCAAACCAGUACACACUAAAUGUCACAGCAACGGAAGAAGAAACUGGGCUGUCAAGUACUUCACAGUUGAUAAUAGAUGUAGAGGAUGUGAAUGACAACAGCCCCAAGUUCCAGCUGUCCACCUACACCUUUGUAUUGUCUGAGAGUACACCUAUAGGAGGCCCUGCUAUACCCUUACAAGUGACAGCUACAGACAGAGAUUUUGGAGUAAAUCGAGAGAUCGAAUAUUUUGUCAGUGACAGUCAUUUCACUGUACGGACUGUUUAUAUCAACAACCAGUACAUAGGACAAAUUACUGUUGCUAAGAAAUUGGACUUUGAUUUCCGCAUUGAUCAUCAGUACAAGUUUAAUGUGACAGCUAGAGAUAAAGGAGAGAUACCGAGGUCUGGUAUGGCUUCCGUUAUCGUGUAUGUUACCAACGUGAAUGAUGAGGCUCCGGUGUUUGGGAUCGGAAGUGAUCAUCUGCUGACUAAGAUCAGUGAAGAGCAGACUGCGGGAAGUGUUGUCACGAUUAUACAGGCUACAGAUGAUGAUGGUGAUAACAUCAAAUACUAUUUUACACCUAUGCAAGUAGAAAGCCCACCAUUUCGCAUUGAUCCAGACUCGGGUUUGAUAACAUUGACUAGCAGUCUUCCUGAGUCUGUUCCUUUCUACACGUUGAACAUCACAGCGUACGAUGACGGCUCUUGCUGUGGAGAGGCCAAGUCGCUGUCCAGUGAUACAUUUAUUAUCGUGGAAAUCAAAGAUACAAACAACAACCAGCCACAGUUCCCCAGCUGUAAUUAUGCCCCAGAAGUGUUGGAAAAUCAGGAUAUAGGAACUUUUGUUGUACAGGUAACUGCCAUUGACAAUGACAGAGGAAACAAUGGUAAUGUAACAUACUCUAUUGUUACAUCACCACGGCAACCAAAACAAUUUGAAGUUGAUCCAACGAAUGGACGUGUAGUAACAGCAGUACGGUUUGACCGUGAAGCACUCACAGGUAUUCGCAGCAUCCCUGUUACUGUAAAAGCUGCUGACCAGGGGGAGCCUCAGUCACUGGAUUCACAUUGCACGUUCUGGGUACAGAUUGGUGACGUCAACGAUAAUUCUCCAGCCUUUGACUCUCCAUCUUAUGCUACAUCAAUAAGUGAGUCAUCAGCCACCGUAGGGCGGAGGAUUUUUGCUGUGCGUGCAGCAGACCGGGAUGAAGGGGAAAAUGCAAAUGUUGUUUAUACAUUGACAGAUAAUCCUGGCAGUUUUUUCAGAGUGGAGUCAGACACUGGUAUUAUAUACCUGGAGAAAGGAUUACAUGGGAGGGAUUCUGUGAUUCUGAGGGUGAAGGCAGAAGACCAGGGAGACCCACCACUGAGUGCAUUUAGCUCUGUUACCAUUAGUGUCACGGACCGCACCAACAACCCACCUACCUGGAACAGUGAUAACUAUGAGCGAGAAUACACAGUGAAAGAGACGGCACCUAUCCCAUACACUAUAGCAACAAUGGCAGCAGCUUCAAACACUCCCGCACCUUUUGAUGGUCUUUCAUUUGCACUGAUAGACUCAAUGGAGAACACUGUACAACAACUGGGACCAUUCAGAAUUUACCAAGAUGGCAACAGGGUCACACUUAUCCUGAAGGGACAGCUGGAUUAUAAUGUACAGAACAGAUAUGAGCUUCGUUUACGAGUUACAAACCAGGGACAAACCCCAUUGUCAGCUGAGAUUCGACCAAUCAUUGUGGUGAAGGAUAUGAACAAUGAACCUCCACAGUUCGAAGGUCUUGAUCCAACCUUGAGUAACUCAUACAGAGGUAGUGUACCGGAGAACGAGCCUCCCGGAAAGACAGUGUUACAGAUCAAAGCUGUUGACCCUGAUCAUGAUCCACCCAAUAAUGAGGUGAGCUACAGUUUGAUGGAAGAUCCGAAUGAUGCGUACAUGCACUUCAGUAUAGAUAGACUGACUGGGAUUAUUACAACACGAAGCCAGUUUGAUCGUGAAGAACAGGGUGUGUAUUAUAUCAAGAUCAAGGCAGUUGAUGGAGUUAACUCUGAUGCUCCAGGACAUUUCCCAGAAAAUACACCAAAUAGUGCCACUGCUCAGGUACAAGUGAUGAUCGCCGACAAAAACGACAAUCCUCCGUACUUUACCAAGGGGAGCUGGGAGAUCUCUGUACCGGAACAACGAGCUGAUAGCAAUGGAAGAAUUCUUACAGUCGUAGCGAAGGAUCUUGAUGAAGCCGACCAGCUGUCCUAUACAAUCACGGAGGGCAAUGUGAACAAUGUGUUUGGUAUCAAACAGAAGACUGGAGACAUCUAUGUGGCAAAGACCCUGGAUUAUGAAACACCACCUACAAGUUACCAACUACGUGUGAUGGUACAGGAUGGAAGAUUUGAGAAUUUCACACAAGUGUUCAUUAAUGUGACAGAUGUUAAUGACAACCCACCAGAGUUCAGUCAGAAUGUAUAUGAGAUAGUCAAUGUUGUGGAAGAAACUAUCCCUCCAUACCCAGAUGGGCAAUUUCUUGUACAGGUAUCGGCUACAGACAAAGAUGUGAGCCGUCAGAGUAACUUCAAGUUCUACAUUACUGGGGAUGGCACAAAUUCUGCUGAUCCAGUCUUCUCAAUUGAACCAGACACAGGAAAAAUAUUUCUACGCAAAAAAUUAGACAGAGACCAACCUUAUGGACGAGAAGUUUACCAGUUCAAUGUUCGAGCAGAGGAUGAACCGGACACUCCAGAGGCUCUGUCUGGUUAUGCCUAUGUUAAAGUUCUACCACUGGACAUAAAUGACAAUGCUCCUGUCUUCAGAGAGGGGGACUUGAAGGGAUCUGUACAGGAACAUUCAAGAGCAGAUCAGUCAGUGAUGACAGUGGUUGCAACAGAUCCUGAUGCAGGGCUCAACGGAACUGUCAUUUAUGAGAUUGACCGGUUUGGUAACCCACCUGCUGAUCCGAAUGGAGAACACCUGUUCAAGAUCAAUCCAGAAACAGGACUUAUACAGACGAGUGUAGCCGAUUCCCUGGACAGAGAGAAUAUAGCGCAGUACUUUGUACCUAUCGUGGCGAAGGAUCGAGGCAUUGAACAGAAGCGAACGAGUGCCACAGCAACCAUUACCAUAUUGGAUAUCAAUGAUCAGAUCCCACAGUUUGUACAGAAAAUUUAUAAAGUGAGUAUGUCUGAGAACCAGAAGUCCGGGCCAGUUGUGACGGUGUCGGCGACAGAUAAAGAUAUUGAUGAGAAUGCAAGGUUAUCAUAUACACUGAAGGAAAGUGAUAGAACAUAUUUCAGUGUGGAGGAUAUACCACCUAAUGCUGGAGUGCUAACUGUCUAUAGGGAAAUAGAUUAUGAGAAAAUCAAGUUUUUCAACUUGACAGUGAUAGUAAAGGACAAUGAGCCAACUGGUUUACAUCAAGACACGGCUUACAUUGAAGUUACCAUUGAAGACUACAAUGACAAUGCUCCGGAAUUUCAACCCAAGGUGAAAACAAUACGCCACAAAGAGAACCUACCUGAAGGAACGGUACUAUGGCAGUGCACGGCUACUGACAAAGAUGAUAAAAUGAAUGCCGAGUUUGAGUAUUCUAUUGACCGGCGCACAGAUGAAGGUCGGAGGUUUACUGUUAGCCAGAAUGGAGAAGUAAAAGUACGCAGAGGUUUUGAUGGGGAAACAUUAGACCGAGAGGGCUUAGCUGGACUUCCAGAGGAGAGAUACGAAGUUCAUAUACUAGCCAUAGAUAAAGGUUACCCACCACAGACUGGCACCGCUGUUCUCCGCAUCUUUGUGGAAGAUCUCAAUGACAACGCCCCACAGUUUGUAUUACCAUACCCACCAAUGGUGAUGGAGUUAGAAGCUCCACCCAAGUUUGUGAUAACAUUUAGCGCUGAGGACAAAGACACGCCCAAAUAUGGAGCUCCGUUCCAUUUCUCACUCCCACCUUGUGAAGAAAAUCCUACAUGUAAUAAUGGGGAUUUAGAAUUUACCAUGGAAUUUGAUCCCAAUGGUGACAAUGGCAGAGGUACCGGAACUAUCACAGCACAGAAAAUGUUUUUCCGAGACCAGCAGAAAUUCCAUUAUUUACCGAUCAUUAUGUCCGACAUGCGGGACAAGAAAAGUCCGGAAAGUAGAACGGCAACAAACACAAUGACUAUUGAGAUUGGUGACGAAAAUAAUCAUCCCCAUGGUACCGGACACAAAGAUAUUUUUGUAUACAAAUAUGACUUCAAAGGUGUGGUAGAUGACAUUACAAUAGGAAAUGUGUAUUCAGCUGACCUAGAUGACUGGGAUGUUGUAGACAAACAUUACUACUUUGUUGGACCACCAGCAAUGUCCAAAUAUUUCAGUGUUGAUUUUGACAAUGGGUUGAUCAGAAUGAACAAGCAUACUCCAGCAGGAGUACAUAAUUUCAAGGCAAAGGUUCAUGAUUUCCGUGUGUUUACAAAGAUCAAUGCUUCAGCUACAGUGAGGGUUAUAGUUGAGGAGAUCACAGAUGAAGCCAUCUUCAGUUCUGGUUCCAUCAGAUUUUCAGGUAUGACUGCUGAAGAGUUUGUUACACGUCCAGAUAAUGGUAAAAGUCCAUAUGACAAGUUCAAGACUGUGUUAGCAGACAAAUUACGUGUUCCCCUGAACAAUGUCGCAAUAUUCAGUGUGAUGAAUGUAGAGAACAAUAUGGUUGACAUUCGCUAUGCAGCACAUGGUUCACCUUACUACCCACCCAGUAAACUAGACAGCUUUGUCGCUCUGGACACAGAAGAGUUUGAACAAGCAACAGGAAUACAAAUUGCCAUGGUGAACAUUGACAUGUGUCUUAGAGAAACCUGUGAAUCAGGUGGCUGUACCAACAAGCUUGUCAUCGGGGACAAUCCUAACUACGUUAACGCUAACGGCACUUCAUUUAUUGGUGUAGCUACGAGUGUAGUGGCAGAAUGCCAGUGUGCAGCUACAGAUUUCUCAGCACCACCAGACUGUACACCUGGACACUGUCUCAAUGGAGGUCACUGUGUCAAAGAUAGUUGGGGGGACGUCAGAUGUGUCGAUUGUCCAAAUGGAUUUGAUGGCCCACGAUGUCAGAUGACCCGCCACAGUUUUGACGAAGGUUAUGCAUUAUUUUCUCCAUUUGCUCAGUGUGAGGAGAGUAUGACUAGCAUAGAAUUCCUUUCUAAGAAAGCAGAUGGUCUUAUCUUCUAUAACGGUCCUGUUGAUGAACUUGGGAGAGAUGAUGCACAAGAUUUCAUUGCUCUGUCGCUAAUGGAUGGGUACCCAGUGCUGCAACUUGAUCAUGGGUCAGGGACUGUGAUCUUGACCUUGGAUGGGCUUGACCUUAAAGGUGACAGACCACUACAGAAAUUGAACGAUGGGCGAUGGCAUCAUAUUGAUAUUAUGAGGAAAGGAAAGGAAGUGACAAUGAUAGUGGACCGCUGUGACAUGUUAGAUAUAGACCCUGCUACUGACAGGGUUAUAGAUCGCACACCGUGUCAGGUUAGCAGGAAGACACCGGGAGAGAACUUAUUCCUCAAUGUAAACACCAUGUUACAACUUGGAGGCAGAUAUAUACAACCAAGCAUACCAGCUGAUAUCACUGACACAAGAUUUGUAGGAUGUAUGAGAAACUUGAUUCAUAAUGGAGAGCUGUAUGAUUUAUACACUGGCCAGUAUUCAAAGGGAGAGAACCAUGUAAACGGCUGUCCAGAUGAGGAUAAUUUAUGUGGUAUAAACUCAGUCGAGGGCCCAAAGUGUGAUACACACGGCACGUGUGAGGUAACAAACCUGAUCAAUGGACAGUACAAGUGUACCUGUCAUACAGGGUAUAGAUCAACAGCAUCUAGCUCAAAUGACUGUAGUAAAGAGACAACAGUACGGGAUCUCAAAAUGAACAGUUUUAUGAGUUGGUCUCUCAAGUUUAACUUUAUGAACACAGAGAUAAAACCACGCACCACAGAUAUACAGAUGAAGUUCCGAACUAGAGAUCCAGAUGGCAUCCUGUUACACUUACCUUCAAAUAAUGAAGAGUUCAUCACUCUUGAGCUGGUUGGUGGACAUGUCCAAGUUCUAUACAACUUGGGCGGGGCCAAUGGAGAAUCUUCAAUCUCAUUGGCUGAGGCUCCAGCCAGUAAUGGCCAAUGGCAUACAGUUUACAUGAAGAGGAUUGGGAAAUGGUUUGAGUUAAAAAUGGAUAGUGGAGAGGGACGAUACAGGAACGAGACUUGGGGACCUGAGAAUGGACGGGAACUGAUUUCAAUAAGGAUGUACCAGAUCGUAACUGGUGCCCAUGUUGUAUUCACUAAAAAUCCCAUACCAGAUGGCCUUGAUUUGAAUAACACAUGUAUUACUGACAUUCGCCUUAACUCUAAAUGGUUUCCAAUGACAAAUUCUGAAAACGAGCUCAGUGAAGCAGCUACACUUGAGCUUGAAGAAGGUGUUGAAAAUGAUUGUCACAGAGACGACUGUAAAAAGGCUGAAUGUCCGGAAGGUGCUCCAUUCCCUAUGGUCUGUUUCCCACUCUGGGGUACAUAUGAAUGCAGAUGUCCUGCUGGAACAUACACAGAAGGUUAUAACUGUCUGCCCAUUGACUAUUGUACAAGAGACCAACCUUGUUUCACUGGAGCAAUAUGCAUCACCAAACCAUAUGACCAGAAUUUCACAUGUGUCUGUCCAUCAGGUUGGACAGGCAGAUUAUGUAAUAUACUGUCGGCCACAGACCCGGCUCAAGCAGGACUUACAACAGAAUUUAUCAUCAUCAUUGUCAUCUGUAUAUUUGCGAUCCCAACUGUGGCAUUAAUAGCAUUCCUGUUGAUGCGUUACAAGAGGAGAACAGAUCCUGAGAAAUACAUCCUGGACAUUGACCCAGAUGAUGACAUACGUGAAAAUGUGAUAAAUUACAACGAGGAAGGGGCAGGUGAAGAAGAUGAAGAUGGUUAUGACAUCACUAGGUUGAGGAAACCUGAUGAUGUUGAUACACUGGGUAGAUAUGACCCAUUGCAUGAGAGAUAUGGCAGGAGAGCUCCAGGUGAGAGACCUGAUGUUGGAGACUUCAUAGAACAACGACUAGGAGAUGCUGACGAGGACCCUAAUGCCCCGCCACAUGACGGUGUCCGAGAGUUUGUGUUUGAGGGUGGCGGAAGCGAGGCUGGUUCCCUGAGUUCACUACAAACAUCAUCAGGAUCCGAGGAUCAGGAUUACGAUUAUCUCAGUGACUGGGGACCGAAGUUUGCAAAACUUGCCAAUAUGUAUGGAGGUGACGAGGAGGAACACAUGUAUACAUAACAGAUCUCACAGAGUAUAUUUACAUUGUGAAACACUAACUAAAGUGAAUUUGUAUUGAAAAAUAUGUUCAGUGUUAUAAUGGAUCAAUGGUCUGUGACAUAUUUUUACAUAAACAGGACAGGAUAUACGUAAAUACAGGAGAGAUAGUCAGGCUUGUUAUUUCUACAUGACUGAAACGUUGUAAUCUGGAUGGAUUUUCAAGACCUGCCGUGUUAUUGUUGAUGUUAUUGAAAGUGUCUCAUAAUGCUCCACAAUAGUUUCAUGGUAUGACCAAAAGGAAUACCAGGUUGCUGUGGCCAAGGACUAAAAAUGAGGAACGUUUGUUAGCGCAAAUUAUGUAUGUGAUUAGGGGUAAUUUUGACAAAUUUUCUCUAGGUAACUGCAAAAAAGUUGGUGAAAAAGAUAAUAACCAACACUUUUCAAAACCCUAGGAAAUAUAAAUGGAAAGGUAAUAGUAGAUUUAUGUGCAGUAUUGAGAGGCUGUUGCCCUGUCUGCACAGUGAGAUUACAUUGUUAUAUUUAUACUUACAAAGGUUGUGAAAGGCUGACCGUCCCACUACUUUAGAGGCAUAAUACUUAAAAAAAAUAAUACUAAAUAGUUUACUGAAGUUAUAUUUACCGGUAGUUCUUAGCUUUAUAGUAAGAUGUAGAUAUGUAUUUAUUUACAAAAACUGUCUCAGUUACGACACAAGGUGGUUGUGUGACCAAAGAUGAAGUGUCAUUACAAUGGUAUUUCUACUUUGUUUCUUAGUUUUAUCCAGUUUUUUUGGUACUUGUGACGGGGAAAAGAAAGAAAAAGUGCUAAAGGUUUAAAGAGAAGAAAUGUUCAGGCACCUUUGUGCCAUGUUGUCAGUUGGAAGAUAGAUGUUUACAAGCAUUCCCAUAUGAGAUUAAAUUUUGUAAAUUGUGCAAAAAAAAAGUCUGUGUUUGUCUAGUAUAAUAUUGUCAUUGAAUCUUAUAUGUUGUAAAUUAUGUCUCAAAGAAGUUUAUCUUUUACUAGUUUAAAUCAUGAUAAACAUUUAAAAAUGAGUAAUUGCUGUUAAGGAGUAACUGCAACUGUCCUUGUGUAAGAAAUAAAUAGUGCAUGUUUGUUAUGAAUGUUUAGGUUGUGUACAAGUCACUGAUACAUGAGCCCAUAGAAAGGUCAAUGGAAAUGUUAAUUUGUGACGUACAGUCAUGUUUAUCAUAGAGUAUUUUUAUACAAGACAAUUGAAAAAACACAUUAUGUAUAUACCCAUUUAUUUUCUUCAAGUUGAAAAAUGAUUAAUUUAGAAUAGGGCAUUGAGGAAUGUUAGAACCAGAAUGAUGUAUCUAUACUACAGCUAUAUUCAUGUUGCAAACAGAAUGGUAUAUCUGUGUUUUGGCUCCAGUCAUGUUGCAAACAGAAUGGUAUAUCUGUGUUUUGGCUCCAGUCAUGUUACAAACAGAAUGAUGUUUCUAUACUACAGCUACAUUCAUGUUGCAAACAGAAUGGUAUAUCUGUGUUUCUGCUCCAGUCACGUUGCAAACAGAAUGGUAUAUCUGUGUUUUGGCUCCAGUCAUGUUACAAACAGAAUGAUGUUUUUAUACUACAGCUACAUUCAUGUUGCGAACAGAAUGGUAUAUCUGUGUUUUGGCUCCAGUCAUGUUCCAAACAGAAUGGUAUAUCUGUGUUUUGGCUCCAGUCAUGUUGCAAACAGAAUGGUAUAUCUGUGUUUUGGCUCCAGUCAUGUUACAAACAGAAUGAUGUUUCUAAACUACAGCUACAUUCAUGUUGCAAACAGAAUGGUAUAUCUGUGUUUCUGCUCCAGUCACGUUGCAAACAGAAUGGUAUAUCUGUGUUUUGGCUCCAGUCAUGUUACAAACAGAAUGAUGUUUCUAUACUCCAGCUACAUUCAUGUUACAAACAGAAUGGUAUAUCUGUGUUUUGGCUCCAGUCAUGUUACAAACAGAAUGAUGUUUCUAUACUACAGCUACAUUCAUGUUACAAACAGAAUGGUAUAUCUGUGUUUUGGCUCCAGUCAUGUUACAGACAGAAUGAUGUUUCUAUACUACAGCUACAUUCAUAUUGCAAACAGAAUGGUAUAUCUGUGUUUUGGCUCCAGUCAUGUUGCAAACAGAAUGGUAUAUCUGUGUUUUGGCUCCAGUCAUGUUACAAACAGAAUGAUGUUUCUAUACUACAGCUACAUUCAUGUUGCAAACAGAAUGGUAUAUCUGUGUUUCUGCUCCAGUCACGUUGCAAACAGAAUGGUAUAUCUGUGUUUUGGCUCCAGUCAUGUUACAAACAGAAUGAUGUUUCUAUACUACAGCUACAUUCAUGUUACAAACAGAAUGGUAUAUCUGUGUUUUGGCUCCAGUCAUGUUAUAAACUUGCAACUAGAAUCACUAGAAUGCAAAAAGAAUAAGACUUACUUUGGAUCACAUUAAUUGAACAAAUGCUAAAGAAGAUCUUUCUUGAGGGUCUGUUCUGUAGUCCAACAGCUUGAACAUGUCUCAGAAUAUAUAAGUUGCUCAAGUUAAUUCUGUAGUUCAGUUCAGACAAAUUGAAGAAUACAUAAACCAGAUAUAGCUUGCAUGUAUUUAAGCUUAUUCAUAGUCACCAACAGUAACCCAUAUUGGUGACUCUCGCAAAAGAUUGUUAGUAAUUGUAGUGCAAGGUACAGAACAUGCUCUAAUUCAUCACUCUUCACUGGUUCUGUAGUGUGCUAGGUGUAAAUCACCCAAUGUGAAUGUUAGUACAUGUAGUUUUAUGGUUAGAGGAAUCGGGACUCCAACAAACUGGUUCUAACCUCUUCCUGUAAUCAUUUGUGGUUUGAAGAUAUGUAAUGCAUGAAUAGCUCAAUCCACACACAUGUCAGUAGUUAAUAUGUGUUACUAGUAUAUGUUCCUAUAGGAACCAUUGUAACCCUGCCAGCACAUUAGUUUUUUUUCCAUUCAUUGUUCUAAUUUUAUCAGGACCAAUGUAUCUUUUUAUAGAUGAAAGACAUAGUUUAUGAUGAUUUAUUUUUGCAAUAUCGCUAUCCCACCAAGUCUUACUGUAAAACCAUUAUGCAUUCACAAAAGUAUAAACAUGCAUAUCUUCAUUGCCUACUGUAAGUGAAUGUUCAUAUGUUGUUUUUCAGUAUUGUGAGUAAACAGAUUUACACAUACAGCUUGUGUUCAUUUUUGAGUAAUAUACAUAUAAUAUACAUUAAUUUACUUUUAAGCCUGAUCACUGUAGUAUUACUACUUGAUUUACUAAAUUUAAAAAAAAGAGAGAGAGAGAAACUUGUAACUUAUGAAAUUGAAGUAUCGUGUUUACUAGGCAACGUAUUUUUGAAUUUUUUUGUUGGGUUUUUCAGAAGAAGUUAGGAGGCUAGAGUACAAUACAAGCUGAAAUAUAUUUUAGUGAAAAUUUAGUAAAAUUUGAUGUAAGAAAAAUAGACAUAUUUUGCUUUGGCUACAUUUUAAAAAAGCUUUAAUCUCGGACAUAAUCAGUUUGAUAUAUUGUUGUGAAAUUCAUGUCUGUUGUUUACUUAUUUUAGAUACGUAAAAGUGCUUUUUGUAAACAUUUUUGUCAAUGAAAACAGUUUUAUUUUUCUGUUUUAUGUUAAAACAAAAUAUCCAUUGACAUACAAAAUAAUAAAGAAAACUAUCGUUUUGUAACUUGGACUUGAUGUCAUUUGGUUGUAGUAAUAGAUAUUUGUUUCUUAGUUUCCUUAUAAAUUAUCUUUUUCCAAGGUUGUGUUAUUUAUAUUACUACAUUGUUGUCCCUUUAUUUUUAUUGUGUCACAAUUGAUCAGUAUUAUUAAGUUAAUUUUGUCUUAAUUUGAUUACCCAACACCUUGAUUAUUUUGUCAAUUACGUUUCCUGUUACACAUUGUACAUGUAAAUUUUUGUAUGUUUAAUUUUAUUACAUGUAUAUACAAUUCCUGGCUGGUACCAACUGUAUAUCCAUUGUAGUUCUUAUUUUUUUUACAAUGACCAACCUGUCUACUAGGAAUACACUGCAGUUUGCAGAUUCUCACCUGGUUUACAGUCUGUCGGGGGUUAUAGUUUCUUUGCAAUACGAGCAUUUCAUUCAUGUCAGCUGCACUUUUUGAAAGUUCAUUUUCCGGUCGACCAUUCGAAAUUUUUCAAAUAGAGGAGCUUCUGCUGUCACACUUUCAUUGAAACAUACCUGACCAAAUGUAUUCAAUCUCUACACACAUCUUUUGCAUCAUGAGUUUGCCACAGAUGGUAAGUUUCAUAAGUAUGGCUAAGAUUUUGGCAAAAUUAUGCCUCUUUUUAACAUAGAAAUUUUUGGUGAAAGUUUUGCAUGUCAGCAGGUUUCUCUAUUGUAAUGAAUGAUUUCAAACUCUUCAUAAUGUUAUCAACAUCCUGACAUGUACAUCUUAAACCAGGUUCUAUUUCUCUGACUUAAAAAUUUACAAAGUCUUGCUCUGUCUCAACUUAGACAGGUAAAGCUAUUGUAUGUAAGUUGCAAAAGUUUCACAUGCUGUCAUUAUAUAUGGACAGCUCUUGUUCUGUAAAUAUGUCGGAACAAGAUUUUUAUCUGGAAGAAUCACCAUAUCCAUGAUAUAGUUCAUAGUAAUUAUUAUAUUCAGAAAAAAUUCAAUCUUUAUGAUUUUAUUUAAGUUUAAAAAUUAUGUUUGUCUUGCAUUUUUUUGUCAGUCAUGCUUUCAUUAUUGUCAUUUUCAAAAGUUUAUACUUCAUGAAAACUUCUAUUAUCUGUAUUGGUCAGUGUGGUUAGCAAACAGUGUUGGUUGCAGUUUGAAACAGGUUUUGCAUAUUUGUAUUUAUUAUGUGAAGUUUCAUUUUUCCUGAUAUUUAUUAUGCUAGUUAACGUUGUGUUAUACAAAUUUUAUUGAAGUUGCAAUGCGAGAAAAUUAUUUAUAGCCGCUUCUGUAAAAAGCAUUUGACUUUUUUAGUAUAUAUUAAUAUUACUGUUUGAUUCAACAAUUCUAUAACAGUUAUCUUUUGUUUUUUUGUUGGUUUUUCUCUGUGUUUUUUGCAAGAACUAAACUAAUCUUUUUACAUGUUUUUGGAGUAAGUAGUAGAAAAUUUUAGAGUUUUGAAAGAUAUUUUUAGUUGUUCCAAUGUUAUGGGGAAAAACAUUUGAUGAUUUCAUAGUGAAUCCACAUGUAAAAUCUUGGUAAAUAAAAUUAAAAAGAAAAAAAACUAAAAAAUGUUAAAAGCAUAAAAAAAGUGAACAAAAAUUAGAAUUGCUUCAUUAUUAAAGAAACAAAUGGUUUCCAAAAUAGCUGAAAUUUAGAAAAUACGACAAAAUUAAAAUUCAGAACUAGUUAAUCAUUAAAAUAAAUUUUGAAAAUUGAAAUGUUCCAGUUACUGUAAAACUAUUUUUAAUGACUUGUACAAUUAAUAUUUUCAGCAUUCUGAAACAAGUUGACCAAUACCAUGUAUGGAAUUAGGGAAUGCAAUGUUCAUCGAUUUCAUUUAGCUAAUUAUUUCUUCUUCAAGAAUUGUUUUGUGUACAUGCUUGUUUUUCAUUCAGGGUAAAAUUUUGGGUUCAGAUAUUUGUCUAGUCUGUACUGUAAUCUUCCCAGUCUGGUUAUGGACAGAUGUUGCCUCAUGUAGAAAAUCAAAAAUGUUUGUAACUCUUUAUUGAAACAUGUUAUUGAUAGUGUGUGACUAGUCUCGUGAUGAAUGAAUGCUGGAAAAUCAUGUAAACAUUCAGUGGAUGAUAACGUGACAAACUAAUCUUGUCAACAGUCGAAAUGAACUGUGCCAUGUCAGAAAAUGAGUUUACCAUACAGUGGCAUUUGAAAAUGUACUUAUGUAAUUGUGGUGAGGUGAUGUUGUUUACCUCAAUAUGGAGAGUACUCAUCAGUGGACCAUGAAGUCCCAAGUUUGAUGUCUGGUGAGGCUUGUUUUCUCAGUGAUGAUUUGAUACAGGACAUUGUUUCUGAAAUCUUUUGUCGUACACCUCUGAUUCAUGUGGAAGAGUUUGUGGACAACAGGCUAGCAGUGCAAUAAUAUGCAAGAAUAUUGGUUAGAUUAACUUCCUGUCGUUGCAUGACUGAAAUAUUGGUGUAAAAUGGUUCCUCCAGCAUAAAACAAAUGAUGUUGUGGGGCUUGUUUUGCAAAAGCUAUUAAGUUUAAUCCUAUGUUGUCAUCCAAGAUGAUGUUCAUGUGAAAAACAGUUUUUAGUGAUUAUAAUUUUUUUUCCCAAAACUUUCACUGUU